AUGGUUACCGAUCUAAGAUGCUUGGAAAGUAUUAGGCGCAAGUGCGUUUACACAAGAAGCGUCCGGCUUGCGCUUUUUUCCCCCCCGCAGAACAAGAGGCUGGGGCAGACAAGGGAUUAG
Chondrus crispus (carragheen) is the source of this 120-nucleotide messenger RNA. RefSeq lists its product as hypothetical. Lineage: Eukaryota; Rhodophyta; Florideophyceae; Gigartinales; Gigartinaceae. Bases 1 to 120 code for a protein of 39 amino acids. The transcript has a single exon. The record is from RefSeq and is a predicted model, not a curated record.